CUUCCCCACGAUGGCGGGCGCUGUGGCGCGGGUUCAGUACCUGGCGGGUUUACGCUGCCCGCUCGGGGGUCUGGCAGCGGGCAGGCCCCGCGUGCUGCGCCAUGAGGCGGAGGUCUUCCUGUCCACCGGGAGCGAGUUUGUCUACGUGCACGACCAGGAGGGCGGGCUGCUGACCGUGGCGUACCGGUUCCCCAGCCGGGUGUGGCACCUGGAGCUCUUGGCUCUCCGCCGGGCGCUCUACGUUCUGUGCGCCCAGAAAGGCAUUUACUACUUGUCGCUGGACCGCCCGAGCAGGUCUAUAAACCAGGUCGAUGGGAACAGUGAGGACAGCGAAUUCCUUUCCUCGGUGGUCCCCGUGGGCCCUGAUGCCUGCAUCCUCCCUGAUGCCUCACUGUGUGCUUUCACCGUGCUUGACGGCACACUUGUCACCCUGGUGCAGGGCCCCACCCAGUGGAAGAUGCAGCUCUUUGAGUGUUCCUGUCCAGGGGAGGACCCCAAGCUGGGAGGCCAGAUUGGCGAGGUUGAGUUGUCCACCUACACCCCUCCAGCUGGGGUCCUGGGGAAAUCUGCAGACCCCCACUUUCUCCCAGUGCUGUGCUGUGUGUCACUGCCAGCCUCUGAGUUCCUGCACAACCGCCUCUGGGGCUCUGGCAGUCUCACAUUGAAGGAGACCCUCUUUGGGCUCCUCUUUGGAGCUGAUGCCACCCUCCUGGAGUCACCUGUGAUCCUCUGCGGUCUCCCUGAUGGCCAGCUCUGCUGUAUGGUCCUGAAGGCCCUCGUCACCUCCAGGUCAGCCCCAGGUGACCCUAAGGCCCUUGUAAAGAUCCUCCAUCACCUAGAAGAGCCUGUCAUCUUCAUAGGAGCCUUGAAGACAGAUCCACAAGCUGAGGAGGCUGCGGAGGAGACGUCACUGGGUGAUGAUGUGCACUCUGACUGCCUGGUGGCCCUCGGUCACCAUGGCCGGACACUUGCCAUCAAAGCCAGCUGGGACAAGUCUGGGAUUCUGGUGCCAGAGCUUCGAGAGUACUGCCUGCCAGGCCCUGUGCUCUGCGCUGCCUGUGGCGGAGACAGCCACCUAUACCACAGCACCCCCUCAGACCUCUGUAUGGUGGACCUUGCUCCAGGCAGCACCCCUUUGGACCCUACGAAGCCUGAUGGGAGCCCAGGAGGCCUGCCCCCUCUGCUGUGCCCAGCCAGUCUGAGCGUCUGCAGCGUCCUCAGUCUCUUCGUGUCUAGGACUCCUGAAGGUGGCACGGAGCUCCUGGCCCUGUCUGCCAAAGGCCGCCUGAUGAUUUGCAGCCUGGACCUAAACUCGGAGGUGCCUGGCCCCAGGAUGACCAGAGCCAGCACAGGCCAGAAAAUUAAGGAACUGCUCUCUGGAAUUGGCAAUGUCUCUGAGAGAGUGUCUUUUCUGAAGAGAGCAGUUGACCAGCGGAACAAGGCCCUGACAAGCCUCAACGAGGCCAUGAAUGUGAGCUGCGCACUGUUGUCCAGCCGGGAGGGCCCCAAGCCCAUCUCUUGCACAACUACCACAGCUUGGAGCCGCCUGCAGCUACAGGACAUGCUGACAGUGACCUGCCUGCUAGAGAACAACAGCACCUUCAGCCUGGGCCGGGGCUGGGCCUUGUGCAUCGAGGUGCUCACCAGCUCCUCUGCCCUGGAUCUGGACUCUGCUGGCUCGGCCAUCACCUACACCAUCCCCAUGGACCAGCUCAGCCCUGGCAGCCGGCGGGAGGUGACACUGCCCCUGGGCCCAGGGGAGAAUGGCACAUUCGACCUGCCUGCCACCGUGUCCUGCACACUUUUCUACAGCCUUCGGGAAGUCGUGGGUGGGGCCCUUGCCCCCUCAGACUCUUUCGAGGACCCCUUUUUGGAUGAGGAGCCCCCAGACUUCUUACCCGAGCAGGAGGGCGUCUGCCUGCCCCUCAGCAGACACACAGUCGACCUGCUGCAGACCCUCCGCUUUCCUGGCCUGGCCCCAUCCUGCACACAGGCCUCUGCUCUGCUCAACCCAACGGACCCCGUGGAUACCUUCCUGGCAGCUUGUCGGGAGCCAGGCAGCCAAGUGGCAGGACCUUCCUCCCUGAGGGCUGCAUACCUGCCCCCAUCAGUAGCCUGCAUCAGGGUGUCUGCAGAGCUGCUCAGGGCUGCUCUUGAAGACAGCUGCUCAGGUGUGCCCCUGUGCUGUGCCACCUUGCAGUGGCUGCUCGCUGAGAAUGCCGCUGUGGACGUUGUGAGGGCCCGAGCACUGUCCUCCAUCCAGGGCAUGGCCCCAGACGGUGCUGACGUCCAACUCAUCGUCCGUGAGGUGGCUGUGACUGACAUGUGCCUGGCAGGGCCCAUCCAGGCCUUGGAGAUACAAGUGGAGAGCUCGUCCCUGGCUGACAUGUGCAGGGUGCACCAUGCUGUCAUCAGGCGGAUGCAGACCAUGGUCAAGCAGCAAGCUGCCCGAGGCUCCAGCCCACCUGACCUCCGCAUACAGUAUCUCCGCGAGAUACACACCAACCACGAGACUCUGCUGCGGGAGGUACAAGCCCUGCGUGACCGGCUGUGCACAGAGGAUGAAACCAGCGCAUGUGCCACUGCCCAGAGGCUCCUGCAGGUGUACAGACAGCUGCGAAACCCCAGCCUCAUCCUCCUGUGACCAGAGAAAAACUGGACAGAAGAGGCUACUUUCCCGGCUCCUGACUCAAGAAGCACUCAAUCCUGGCCAGAGCUAUGGAAGGUCAGGGGAGAUGAAUUCCGGCCACUUGGGAGCAGAAUGCACACAAGAGUGCCAAGUAGAUUCUGGACCACGCCGGUCAUCCUGCCCCAGCUCCCUCCCCUCUGUAUCACCCUUUCCUCCAGCAGCAAUGUGCGGCCUGGUCACUCCUGGGUAGUCUCCACCCAGAGCUACAAGUCUGCACCCAGGGCUCAUCUGGACUUCUGAGCCAGGGAGGCUAGCAAGAAACAGGUGUUCUGGCCUUGGGGCUCUGGGUAGGUUUGAGUAUCUGUGUUGCCACUGUUGCCGCUACCAUGAGACCAGGAACACUAGCUGCCCACUGGCUGGGCAGCACUGCCAGGCCAGCCAUAGACCCUGGUCCACUGUCCACGUGUGCCCACCUGCCCACUCUGAGGUAAAAUGUAGGAGAGGCCCCUGCAACCAAAGCACAAACACCAUGUAGGGGCUCCUAUGGGUGCCAAAGGUCCUGCCAUGGCGAGGAGGGCUGUCAGGUGGCCUGUGGCCAGAACACUCAACUAGUUGCGUCUGGCCAGGGCUGCACCCAGCACUGCACUUGUCUUCAGAGUACUUGGUGGGCUGUGGAGGGCCCCAGCCUCCUCCCUCCCCAGGUGCUGGUGUUUUAACUGUUUGGGGAGGGACAACUAUGUCUGUUUGUCCCCCCAAGGUGCUGUGGCACCAUUCCUAUGUAAGUGUCUCUAAUACAUGCAGGAGCCACAAGGCGCUUCUUUGCUGUGA
Messenger RNA from Otolemur garnettii (small-eared galago), 3457 nucleotides. It is a transcript of the gene FAAP100, whose product is annotated as Fanconi anemia core complex associated protein 100. Bases 11 to 2644 code for a protein of 877 amino acids. The record is from RefSeq and is a predicted model, not a curated record. Gene Ontology annotation, cellular component: Fanconi anaemia nuclear complex; nucleoplasm. Gene Ontology annotation, biological process: interstrand cross-link repair. The transcript has 10 exons. NCBI's taxonomy places the organism in Eukaryota, Metazoa, Chordata, Mammalia, Primates, Galagidae.